Messenger RNA from Amphibalanus amphitrite, 3821 nucleotides. Its product is annotated as longitudinals lacking protein, isoforms A/B/D/L-like. The record is from RefSeq and is a predicted model, not a curated record. Gene Ontology annotation, molecular function: protein binding. Gene Ontology annotation, cellular component: nucleus. Bases 171 to 1322 code for a protein of 383 amino acids. Gene Ontology annotation, biological process: regulation of transcription by RNA polymerase II. NCBI's taxonomy places the organism in Eukaryota, Metazoa, Arthropoda, Thecostraca, Balanomorpha, Balanidae. The transcript has 6 exons.
UUGGCGUACUUGAUGUGAGAGUGCGAAUGAUUUGAUUAUUGGGGAUUGGGAUUGCGGUUGUUCACUAAUUAAAUUUGAAACAGUGGUUAGUGGGGAAAGCGAAAUUUUUAUUGAACAAUUUAUUGAACCAGUCACCCUGGUUGGAGUGGUUUUGAGGUCGAUCUGUCAACAUGAUGGAUUCUCAGAAGUUUUGCCUCAAGUGGGAUGGGUUCCAGAGCAGCGUCACCUCCGUGUUUGACCACCUGCGGCGGGACGGUGAGCUGGUGGACAUCACUCUUUGCUGCGAGGGACAGCGUGUCAAGGCGCACAGGAUGAUGCUGUCGGCCUGCAGCCCUUACUUCAGGGAGCUGCUCAAGGACAACCCCUGCCAACAAAUGGUGUUCUUCCUGAAGGAUACAAGCGCGGAGGACCUGUCUGCCAUCAUUGAGUUCAUGUAUAAGGGCAGCGUGAACGUCAGUCAGACGCAGCUGGCCAGCUUCAUCAGGACGGCAGAGAUGCUGCAGAUUAAAGGACUCAGUGGAGAUGAGGAAAAGAUGCCGCCGUCACCAACUACCCACCAGAGCCCCGGACGUGCCGCGUCUCACGAGCCUCGACCCAUGGCCGCCUCCACGCCUCAGAGACCUCAUCGAAACGGAACACCGCCGGCUAAGAGAAGGAGAGCCUCAGAAACGGUUACCGAGACACCUCCCCACCAACCACCGUCGUCACAGCCGCCAUCAACACCAUCACAGCAGUCGAACGUACUACCGCAGAACCCUCCAAGAAUGCCGUCGUCACAGCCUAGCCCUCCUCCAAGCUCUUCCACGCCGCUCGCCGCUUCUGCAAACCCAGCAUCGGCCCCAGUACAGACCCCUGCGGGACACCCCACCGAAGGGGGACAAGCGCUUGCUGAGGAGAAUAUCAAAGUGGAAAAGGUGGACCUGACUGAAGAGGAGGAUGACGAUGCUACCCUGGAUUCGACGCUGGAUUAUGUUGCCGAUUAUGAGGGCGGAUACAGAGAUGGGCCUGAUCUGUCCAUGGCUGAUGCUGCGGCCAUCAUGGGCGGAGGAGGCGGAGGGGGCGUGGCUGGACCCUCUCAGCGGCCCCCGGACGACGGCUCCCAGUCAGAUCGUUUCACGUGCGAAACGUGCGGCCGGGUCUACUCCCGCCUGCUGUCUCUGGAGCACCACCGCAAGGUCCACGAGGGGCUCACCAAGUGUCCCAUCUGUGGCGUGAUAGCCAGUCGCGUGGGUCACCUUCGACGCCACAUUCAGAUGGUGCACCGGCUGCCGGCGGAGCAAGUCUACACUCUGGUGCCGAGCAAGUUUUCUCGGAGUCGCUGAGACGGUUGGGAAUGUGUAUAAUGUAUAUGGAGUGGACUGUCGGACAAUAGUGUGUUUUGCUUCGGACUUCGAUGUGGUUUCUCUUCGGACAUCGUUGUGGAAAAUUAGGUAGCCAGGGCCAUAGGAGGAUCCAUUUUCUUUCAUGAGUGUCUGAACGUCACAACAAAGUCACUCCCAACGUGUGGAAUGUUUUGAGUUCUUCCAUUUAGGGGCGCAGUGAGACUUCUGUUGCGGAUGGGGAGUAGUGGAGAAUCUGUUGAUUUCUUGGAAAAGUGAUGCUAUGCGAUGUAAGGGUAGGUAAUGUUUCAUCAAGAAUUGGCGAAUGAAGACCUUUGUAUGGUUUCAUAGUUAUCAGACAGCUGAGUCCCGAAUUCUAGUUAAAAUGGUUCGGUGUAAAGGUAGAUAGUGCCUAGAUGUUGAUGACCCAAAGUUACUGCGGUUCAUGCGAGACUGCAAACUGUUCGCGAUCUCCUUGUUUUCAACGGAAGAAUGACUGAUAACAAGAAUAUGGAAAGUUUCUUACAAGUACCGUCUUAAAGUUGCUACAUCAGACGAUGUGCAUAGAUAGCUUUGGUAUAGGACGCUACUGUAUAAGGAUUCGCCGACAGAUGAACAUAACUAAGCCUUGAUUUAGUCCGUCACUGUGGUGACACGAAUGAAAGCUGAACAUUCAUCGUCAUUUGCAGCAUGUGUUACUCUAACUCAUUUCAGGGAGAAUGAAGUUGCUACUUUUUUACAGCCCAGAUAAGACCGUCUUGUUUAUUUUCUUAUUCGAUGUGUUCAGGCGUACUAUGUAUCGCCUUUUAGUGGAGUCUAGAAGCGAAACAUUUUUUUUUUUUGGAGUUACGUAUGUGUUUUAAUGACGUCGAUGAUAUCGUGUUUAAUAAAGUGUGCAUCGAAAUAUUUGAGAACAGAUAGUGAAACGCUUGCUAUGUGAGCCAUCCAAUAAAAAAGCUACCAAUGACACCCACUGAUAAACACAUGCAUUGAUUUGGAGAUACCUGUUUCAACCACCAUGCCAGUAAUUUGUAUGUUAUGGGAGAACGAUGCACCAGCCAGCGGCCUUUGCUACCCAUCAGUUUCACACGCUUUACCCUCGUCUUCCCUUGCUUCCUUCUUUCCUUCUUCUUUUUUAUUUUACCAAUAGUUAGUCGCCUAUGUAAUCUUGUCAAUGGCAUUACCUACUAUCUUAAAAAAUGCUGCUUUUCAAACUGGGGGGGGGGGAGCACUGUACUACAGUGACUGUACACCAAAAGUGACUGUAGGUAUGCAUCUUUAGAUUAGUCCUUAUUUCCUUAAACAACCUCGUGAUCCGGGCAUCUAUGUGUCACUUGAACCGCCAGUAAUCACACAUAUCAGUCUUCUUUGCGACGUAAAGAUCCGUGCCCUUCCACGUCCUGACGCUAAUACACGUCACUCGUCUUGUGAAGUCAUCAGUCCCCUGGCCGUUGACCACCCACGUCCUUCACUAGUCCAAUCGUCUCCUCCCUCCGUAAAAGCUCUAAGUCGUCAGCAUCAUUGUGAAUUUCAAUUUUGUCCACAGGUUGUUUCGUAUGCGACAUAUGCGGCAGGGGCUACGCCCACGCCGUAUCUCUGGGACUGCACAAGAAGGUUCAUCAAGGACUGACAACGUGCGCACUGUGCGGCAAGGUCCUCAACAAGGUGGCGGACCUGAGGGAACACAUACGCAUGGUCCAUAAACUGAGCAAGGAGCAAGUACAGCUGAUUGUGCCUUCUAUGCGGUCGAGAUAUAUGUGAUACGGAAUAUUCAGAGCGAGAAAGCGUAGGGACGUGAGAAUGUCGUGGGAAGGACCAGUAGACAGGUGUUCCAAUUCGACAAAUGUGUGAAUAGUAAUAUGAUUAGUGAUGUGUAGGAGACUGUCUUGCGGCAGGGAAGUCUGUAGCAAGUUGUUCCGUUUGGUGUCCACUCUAUGUCAGUGGAGUCGCUUGUACAAUAUAUGUGAUGGCAACCAUGUGGUUAAAAUCGAAUAGUGACCUGAGUUCAAUGAAUGUGUGUUUGAUGAUUUCAUAUUCAGGAUAUGAGGAAUGACAUGGGAACGGAUUGUUCUUCUAUUUUGGACGCAGCUUUCUCUUUGCUAGCGAUGCCUGAGAUAUACUUCGAAUAUAUCCUGUCUUGUGACUUGGUCCAACACAAUGCCACAAUUUCGCAUUACUUUUAUCAUAUAGUGAUCGGGUUUGUUUGUCAUAGAUAGCCCUUAGUUUGUCAAUCGGAUAUGCACAACACUAACAGAUAAAACGUCAACUGAAUUGUUUAAGGUAUUGUUUGAACGAUAUCACACGACAAUGAUUCACGUGAUUUUUCAUUUAAUGUUUGUACAUGAGAUAUGUUCCUUCAUAGACAGUUGGACGCAUUCCUCUCAAUUCACUCUAAUGUCGUUUGCCUGUUCACCGUUGCUACUUGCAACGUUUGAUGACUGUCUUGUAAACGUUUCAUUGUCUUGUUUUAAUCUUCGUGGAAAAUAUAUGGUAAUGCCCUGA